Molecule: messenger RNA, 2180 nt
Organism: Alnus glutinosa
Lineage: Eukaryota; Viridiplantae; Streptophyta; Magnoliopsida; Fagales; Betulaceae
Product: glucomannan 4-beta-mannosyltransferase 9-like
Exons: 9
Coding region: 384-1985 (533 amino acids)
Cellular component (GO): Golgi apparatus
Molecular function (GO): mannan synthase activity
Source: RefSeq, a predicted model, not a curated record
UUGCAAAAACACAGCUUCAACUUCAACACUACUGGGGCUCUCUUCAGAAAAUCGCGGGCAUAGAAGAGCUACAGAGACACCCAGAUAGCAGAAACAGAGCAAUUCCCCUGCUUUGAUGUCUUUUUGGGUGAUGUUUGAGUACAGCUUCUCUCUUUUGUGAUCAUGAAGCGGCCACUGUGAUCAUCGAGUCCACUGACAUUGCCUUGGCGUAACUCACAAGCAAAAAUCACAGUAAUUUCACAAAAGGAGACGGCAAAAGUUGUCUCAUAGGAAAUAAACCAUUCGUGUUCCUUUCGCAAAGCCAGGGCCAGCCCUUUAUAAAUUCAGCUUUCUUCGUCUCUGUUAUUUACUCAAAAAAAAAAAAAGUAAAACAGAGCAACACAAUGGACAGGCUCCCGACCACGACCAUACUUCCCGACACUUUCCAAGGCGUGCGCGAUGACAUUACAGGCCAAAUGGGGUUGAUUUGGCGGCUGGCCAAAGCGCCGCUGAUCGUGCCGCUGCUGAAAUUGGCGGUGGCUGUGUGUUUGGUCAUGUCCUUAAUGCUUUUCGUGGAGCGAGUUUACAUGGGCAUCGUCAUUGUUCUCGUGAAGCUGUUUGGUCGGAAGCCGGAGAAGCGUUACAAAUGGGAGCCGAUGAGGGACGAUGUGGAGCUUGGGCAUUCGGCGUUCCCCAUGGUUCUAGUGCAAAUUCCUAUGUACAACGAGAAGGAGGUGUAUCAGCUGUCCAUUGGAGCUGCAUGUGGGCUUUCAUGGCCGUCUGAUCGGAUAAUAAUUCAAGUUCUUGAUGAUUCAACUGACCCAGCCAUUAAGGCCCUGGUUGAAUUAGAAUGCCAAAGAUGGGCAAGCAAAGGCAUAAACAUAAAGUACGAGAUCAGAGACAACAGGAAUGGAUACAAAGCAGGGGCUCUUAAAGAAGGCAUGAAGCACAGCUACGUCAAAAUGUGCGACUACGUGGCAAUCUUUGACGCUGAUUUCCAACCUGACCCUGAUUUUCUCUGGCGCGCCGUACCUUUCCUUUUUCACAACCCGGAAAUAGCUCUUGUUCAAGCUCGCUGGAAAUUCGUUAAUGCUGACGAAUGCCUAAUGACAAGGAUGCAAGAAAUGUCAUUGGGUUACCAUUUCACAGUGGAGCAAGAAGUGGGGUCCUCAACCUACGCCUUCUUUGGUUUCAAUGGGACGGCUGGUGUGUGGAGAAUUUCAGCGCUGAAUGAGGCUGGAGGAUGGAAGGACCGCACCACAGUGGAGGAUAUGGAUUUGGCCGUCCGAGCUAGCCUUAAAGGCUGGAAAUUUGUUUAUAUUGGUGACCUCCAGGUGAAAAAUGAAUUGCCUAGUACUUUGAAGGCCUUCCGUUAUCAGCAGCACCGAUGGUCUUGUGGCCCUGCUAAUCUCUUCCGAAAAAUGGUCAUGGAAAUUAUAACAAACACGAAAGUGUCACUGUGGAAGAAGUUUUACGUGAUCUACAGCUUUUUCUUUGUUCGUAAGAUCGUAGGUCAUAUUGUCACAUUUGUCUUCUACUGUGUUGUUUUGCCGGCAACAGUCUUGGUUCCUGAAGUGGAAGUACCAAAGUGGGGUGCAGUUUACAUACCUUCUAUCAUUACUCUCCUCAAUGCUGUUGGAACUCCAAGAUCAUUCCACCUAAUGAUCUUCUGGAUCCUCUUUGAGAAUGUCAUGUCUCUGCACCGGACUAGGGCGACAUUUAUAGGUCUGCUCGAGGUAGGGAAAGUAAAUGAGUGGGUUGUCACUGAGAAAUUGGGAGAUGCCCUCAAGACAAGACCAGGAGCAAAAGCUCCCAGGAAACCUCGUUUCAGGUUUGGAGAAAGAGUCCAUUUGCUAGAGCUUGCUGUUGGGGCCUACCUCUUCUUCUGUGGGUGCUAUGACCUUUCCUUUGGAAAGAACCGCUACUUCAUAUACCUCUUUCUCCAAUCCAUUGCCUUCUUUGUUGUUGGGGUUGGUUAUGUUGGCACCUUUAUUCCCAAUUUUUAGUAGAAUUUGUUUGGCAAAGAAUGAUCUCAAGAAUUGCAUUCAACAACUCGUUUGUUCUCCCCGGCCAACAAAAGAUGAAAAUUCUGUUCUUUUCGAGCUUCUUUCAUUCAGAUAGUUUCUGUUUCAGAUUGUUGAUACAAGGAGGGAUUAUUUUGUUCUUGUGAACAAUGAUUCAAAUAUAAAUUAUUUCUUUUU